This is a messenger RNA of Hemisphaericaspora subhashii, 1287 nucleotides long. RefSeq lists its product as uncharacterized. NCBI's taxonomy places the organism in Eukaryota, Fungi, Ascomycota, Pichiomycetes, Serinales, Debaryomycetaceae. Bases 1 to 1287 code for a protein of 428 amino acids. The record is from RefSeq and is a predicted model, not a curated record. The transcript has a single exon. Gene Ontology annotation, biological process: protein localization to phagophore assembly site; protein lipidation; autophagy of mitochondrion. Gene Ontology annotation, molecular function: phosphatidylinositol-3-phosphate binding; phosphatidylinositol-3,5-bisphosphate binding; protein binding. Gene Ontology annotation, cellular component: extrinsic component of membrane; cytosol; phagophore assembly site membrane.
AUGAAUAAUCAUCACAACUCAUCAUCACUGGCAUCAUCAUCAGUUUUAUCAAAGGAUUUUCUUUGUAUCAACUUCAAUCAAGAUCAAGGAUGUUUUGCUAUUGGACAUGAAGCUGGUUUUCUUGUAUACAAUACAAAUCCGAUUGAUUUAAGAGUUAAACGAAGUUUUAAUCAACAACAAACAUUAUCAACAACGGGAACAGUCACAACCGAUGAUACUAGUGGAUCUACUAGUAAAUGUGGAAUUGGUAAAAUAUCAAUGUUACAUCGAACAAAUUAUCUUGCAUUAAUUGGUGGUGGUAAACGACCAAAAUUCCCAUCAAAUAAAUUAAUCAUUUGGGAUGACCUUAAGAGAAAGAUUAGUUUAAUAUUAGAAUUUGAAAGUCCAGUAUUAAAUGUAUUAUUAUCAAGAAUUAGAAUUGUUGUUGUAUUAAUUAAUAGAGUCAUUGUUUAUGGAUUUUCAGCUCCACCCAAGAAAUUUGCCACUUAUGAAACUAUAGAUAAUGAAUUUGGUAUCGCUGAUUUAUCAGUCAACUUAUCAACGGCGACGCCCACUGGCACUUCAAAUGGGUCAACAUCGGCACCCCCCAUGACCAAUUCAUCAUCCUCAGUAGCAUCAUUAACAUCAUCAUCGUCCUCUUCAGCCCAUAAUUCAAAUAAAUAUCAAACACUUGCAUUUCCAGGUCGAUCAGUUGGACAAAUUCAAAUUGUUGAUGUUGGACAUGAUCGGAAUUUAGUUAAUAUUAUAAAAGCUCAUAAAUCAAAAAUAAGAUGUCUUUGUUUAAAUAAAUCAGGGACAUUAAUUGCAUCAGCAUCAAUAUUGGGGACAAUCAUAAGAGUUCAUUCUACUAGGACAACAGCAUUAUUAUAUGAAUUUAGAAGAGGAUUAGAUCGGGCAAUUAUAGUAUCAAUGAAAUUUUCUCAUGAUGAUUCAAGAUUAGCAGUAUUAUCCGAUAAAAAUACUUUACAUGUGUUUAAUAUUAAUGAUCAAGAUGAACAUUUAAAUAAACAACAUAUUUUAAAUCGUAUACCAUUUAUACCAAAACCAAAUUAUCUUUUAUCAACUUGGUCAUUUGUGUGUAUAAAUACCAAUCAAUAUCAUCAAGAAUUUAAUGGGAAUGAUAUUGGAGUGAUUGGUUGGUCAGGUAAUGAUUGUAUUAUUAUUGUUUGGCAAAGAAAGAAAAUAUGGGAAAAGUAUUUAAUUCAACCUAUUCUUAAUGAUUCAAUUGAUAAUAAGAAAAGUUAUGAAAUAGUUAGAACAAGUUGGAAAAGUCUUGAAAAUGAGUGA